AUGAGGCCCCGGUCUGUGAUCAGACCGACGGAGAAGUCAACGGACCUCCAGUUAAAAGAAGAAGAGACAACAGAAUCUACUACACUCACAGAAACGGAAAAAACGGAAGAUGGAAGUCGGGGAUCGGUAGCUGCGGAGAGCGAGACCGGUCUCGCCGACUCGAAGACAGAGAAUCAGAAGAUCUACAAUGACUGGGACUGCAAUUCUGACCAGCUUCCAAAGAAGUCUCACGAAUUCGUGUCUGCAUCUACCAUCUAUAUGCCAUACCUAUCCUAUUUUACUUAUUGUAGACAUUGGGAUUCGAGACUACUCUCACACGACUGGGAUCUAAAACAAGGACAUGAUCAUUACGAAGAGCUGUUGGAUACGUACAAGGGGAAGGAUGAACAACAACACGGUUCGCCAACUCUUGAUGAACGGUACUACCAAUUCGCUGGAGAAGACAACGAAGCCAUAAACGACCAGAGCUGUAGGAAUGAGAGCCAGAUUGUGAGCAAGUAUCUCAGAGAGAAUGAGAGAGCAGGGGAUAUGGGCAUUGAGAGAGAGCCUAAUCAGCGGACAGUUGUACGUGUUAACCAAGUCUGGAUCUGGGCUUUUUCAACAAACUGUGUCAUUACAGCUACCUCAUCACCAUUAGGUGGCAGCCCUGAUUUACUUGUCGAAGAGAUCCUGAAUUCUCUAAGCAAACAGGGAGAAUACGGCGGUAGUGGAGCACAGCCUGCGACCGCGUCUGAACUAGUACCAGCGAUAAUCGAUCAUUGCAUCGGCUCGUACGAGAGAAGAUCCAACGAUGGCGAGCGUAUCUCCGUUGGACAAACCUUGUCUCACUAUAUCAACAGAAUUGGCAGGAAGGAAACCACUCCAUUCGAUGACUUCCGUACAUGGUCGCCAAACGAACAUCAACAGAAGAAAACCCCAAACGACAAAGGGAAACAAUCUUUUCAGGUUGAAAGCUUGAUUGGAGGGCCGAGCCUAUCAACUACCAUAGAAACCAAAACAACGCAGACGGCCAGGCAGACUCACAACCACGGCCAUGAUUCAGUGCCGCGAUCGUCGAUUACGUCAAACUCUCCAACGCUGUUAGAUGCUGAGUAG
Molecule: messenger RNA, 1095 nt
Organism: Fusarium fujikuroi IMI 58289
Lineage: Eukaryota; Fungi; Ascomycota; Sordariomycetes; Hypocreales; Nectriaceae
Product: related to ankyrin
Exons: 4
Coding region: 1-1095 (364 amino acids)
Source: RefSeq, a predicted model, not a curated record